This is a messenger RNA of Dermochelys coriacea (leatherback sea turtle), 3434 nucleotides long. It is a transcript of the gene ZBED2, whose product is annotated as zinc finger BED-type containing 2. NCBI's taxonomy places the organism in Eukaryota, Metazoa, Chordata, Testudines, Dermochelyidae. The transcript has a single exon. The record is from RefSeq and is a predicted model, not a curated record. Bases 491 to 1141 code for a protein of 216 amino acids. Gene Ontology annotation, molecular function: DNA binding.
AGCACUAAGUAAGUGCUGAGAAUUUCUUGAGGAAGGAAAAAAAAGCUUAAAAGACUCCGCCAUUCUAGCCUGCAGAGGUUUGGUUAUUGCAGCAACUUCAGUUCACACAAUUUUGGACCCUCCAAGCUUUAGUUUCAUUCAAAUCCAAAACUCGAGACACAACUAAGUGACUUUUGCUUGGCUCUUCUGCAUCACCUAUGGGUGAGAGGGGUUUCAUCCAACAGGGGGAGAGGGGACAAGUGGGUGGCACUGAACAGGAACUCAGCUACUAAGGAGACAACGGUCAUAUAAGAGAAAGACAGAAUCACUCCCUCUCUUUAUUGGAGGAAUAAGGAGAGGAGAGAAGGUCCUGGAGUGAACUGGACACAUUUGAUGCAUUUGUUUCUUUGAGGCAUUCUGAGGUUUAAGAGGUUUCACACUUGGGGUGCAGGGGUUUUAGCGCAUUGGUUGCACUUUGGACUUCUUUGUGUACUGAACUUCUCGAGAGGGGAUGAAGCAGGAAGAGGAGGAGGUGAUUGUGAGGAUAGAGGAAGAAGUUGGUAAUGCAGGAGGGCGAAGAGGUGCAGUGCCCACCCACACACACCACAGCAGAGGCGUGAGAUUUUCUGAGGUGUGGGAGUACUUCCACAUUGCCCCACCUCGGACUGGUCACCACCCCAGCCAAUAUGCUGCCUGCAGGCUGUGCGGCCGACAGGUCAGCCGUGGUCCAGGGCUUAACGUUGGGACCACCGCUCUGUGGAAACACCUGCGGAGCAUGCACAGAGAGGAGCUGGAGAAGAGUGGGCACAGGCAGGUCAACCAAUGCCCAGUGGCGCACUUGCCUGUGGUACAGCACCAGCCAGUUGCAGAGGGGGAAUGGGCUCAGCUCAUGGAGCAGAUGGGGGGGCUGGCUCUGCGUGCCAGCCAGCGGGAGAGGGAAGUGGAGAAGAGGGAGAAGGCUGUGGAACGCAGGGCAAGGGCUGUGGAGCGGCGUGAAAGGGCCGUGGAGCGACGCGAGAGGGCUGUGGAAGAGAAGGAGAGGUCUCUGACAGAGAGGAUGCUGAAGAUGAAGGCUGAGGAGGUUCAGGUGUGGUUGAAAGGCACAUGCGAGAGGGAGAGCGGCCUAGGCUCAGCUGCUGCUCUCCCCAUGCAUUUUGCAUAGGAAUACUUGGGCUUUAGGCCCAUGUUGUGAGACUAAGAUCAACACCCAGGCAGGUGACUGAAGCAAUAUUUUAAAUCCUGGUGUGAACUGUCUGGACUGUGUUCUAGGCCUCUGACUUGCAAAACAGAACCACCAAUCUCCCCAAUUCCCUUCAGCCUCUGACAGCCUCCUUCCGAAACAAAAGGCACAGAUCUUGUGUGUUCAAAGCUGGGUCCCAGUUUCUGACACUGGUGAACACAGAGCUCCACCAGGCACAAGCAGUCUCAACAAGACCCCAGCACAAGUAAUACUGCGGGGAGACUCAGCCAGUCAUGGCCCUAGCGGGCCAACAAUGUGGUCAGUCAAACCUUUGGUUAUGAGAUGAGUUUGAAACCAAACCGAAGUCUCAAAAGACAUCUGCCUAUGCAGAGAGGACACAGAGGAUCUGAUGACCCAGAAAGGAUUCCAGUAAAACUCCGUUAGUUUCCAUUACUAGGCUCAAAACUAACCUAGCCAAGUUUCGCACAAGUUUCAGGCUAUGCAAUAAAGUCCUCAUGCCACUUUUAUUGAUAUUGACUUGGACCACAAAAAUAUUUCUUCAUCUUGUUUUCUUAGGCAAGCCUGUCAAAGAAUGCAAUUGUAACAGAGGUUAAGAGAAUCCCAUUGGAUGGAUUGCGCAAAUAAAGGGGACAGUAAGUACUGAAAAUAGGAAUUUGUGAAAAGACUCUCCAAACACAUGCAGGUACCAUUCAGAUGUACACGCAAGACUGUUUGGCUAGUCUCAUACAGGGAUUUCAGCUUUGUCUACAUGGGAAAGUUAAAUUCAUUCAGCUAAAUUGAUAUGGCUUCCUUAAACCAAAAUAAGCAUCUUCCCAACAGGGCUGCAGAUUUCACUACACCAGUACAAUUCUCGUGCAGACAAGGCCUUUGGCCCAGGGUAGUCAAUAGGCGGACCGUGGGCCAAAUCCCAUCCACCACAUGCUUUUCAGCGGACUGUGUAGGCUGAACCCCCGGCAGGGUUGGGUGGCCGGCCUGGGCUGCGGGGCACAGUGUUCCCCUGGGUGGUUGCUUGCGCAGCCUCAGCCCCACUGGUAGCAGCGCAGGGAUGGAGCUUGGGGGGGGGGGGGCUGAGUGGCAACAUUUAGGAAGGGAUGUCUGCACCCCCAUGGGCAGCCUAAUGUCUCUCCACUAUGCCUUGCCCCUCCAAUCAGGAAGCAAUGGAGUGUAAUGUGCUCAUUCUGCAGCCCAAACAGAGGGCAGCGCUGUCUGGGCCCUAAUCCAAAUUCUUCUCUGCUCUUCCUGGAGAUGGCGGGGUUGGCUGAGCCAUGGAGCUGCAACUUAUGGGCCUCGGGCCCUGCCUGGCAACCCAGCUGGUAAGUGCCUGAAGGGAUCCUGCAGCAUCCACUUGUGCCGGGGCACCAAGCACAGCGCGCACACACACACACACACACCCACCCACCCCCCGGAGCCCUCCACCCCAGCCUUAUCUCUUCCCCACCCUGUCCUUCAGGGCCAGUCCCCAGAGCCUUCUCCAGUCCCCCUCGCCCCCAACCAGCCUCUUUCCCUUCCCAGUCUGCCUCCAGUCACCAACUACUGCCACUUCCUGGCCUCCCAACCCCUCCCCAGGUCUGCUCUCUGGAGUUUCCUUGGUCCCUCCCACUUCCUGCCCCUCUGUUAUCCCAGCCUCCAAAGGGGCAUUUCACUGCUAGCUGGAUCAUAGUCCAAUAGCUUCACCUCCUGGCUUCAAGCUCAAAAUUCACACCUUGCUUUGCUGCCCAGAUCCCAGCCCAUACCCAUUCCUCUUCCACCUGCCCCCAUCUCUGCCACUUGGCUCAACUGGGGACACAGAGGAACGUUGGAAGGAGCAGGAGGAAGCAGCAAAACCAGGUGGCUCAGGCCAGCCCCAUGUAUCCUGUUUUCAGUUUAGGGAAAUAAAGAUCACUCUGCGCCCCGGGCAAGGAGCUGGUGGCAAUCAGGGGUGAGGGGAGGGGACCUGGGUACGGGUCUGGACCUCGACUAUAUGUUAACCAAGAAAUUUGGACCGUGACAAAAAAUAAUCGAUUACCCUGCCCUAGGUGCUGUCCACAUGGGAACAAAACCACAGCAGCAACACAUCUGAAGCAGAGUCCUGCCAGAACCUUACAUGAUCACACUGUAGCUAGCUACAGCUGGUUUUCAGUACUGUUCUCACCAGCAUGCAGAGGUACUUGCUUUGCUGGGUAUCCUGCUAGCAGACACCCAAGUUGCAGACCGAGUCCCCUAUCAAGUUUCCAUCAUAGUUUAUUCACAUAUAAUUAUACAUUGCAUUGAGUGU